AGCAUCUUAAAAAGGUUGAUUGAUAUUAUCUGAUAAUAGUGUGAUAUCUAUGGUAAUUCUCUUCCGAGUGGAGGUAUAAAUAUCGAUAUGUUUUUAUCUUUUUAUUCCACUUGGCUUCAAUUUGUUCUUAUUUAUUUGCGAUUCCCAGUUAGCUUGAGACUACUGUGCUAUUAAUUGCUGCUCUUUCUUUCCUUUUUGAAUUGAUUUCUUGACAAAUGUCUGAUAUUGAUAGCUUUACAAGGCCAAUUGGCACCAAUGAAAGUUUUUGGGUUGCUUUUAAUAACUGCAAACUUCAAAGAAACUUAAACUUGUCGCUCAAGUUAAAUGAGAAACUCGAUUCAAGAUAUUUAAUCUAUAGGAUUAUCCAAGAUUUGGUUUUUGAAAAUUCUUAUUUAGCCUUGAAGGUAUCGCAAAAAUCUUCAGAUAUAAUAGAGGAUGAUUUAUUUUUCUUCAAACCCUUUGAUACCAUUAAAUUUGAUGAUGUUGUUAAAUUUAUUGAUAAUGAUAACUGGACCGAUAUCAAUGAUGAUUUGCUAUCUUAUUUAGAUUUGAACUUUCAGUUUCAUCAAGCCUACCUGAAAUCUACCCCGGUUUGGAAAGUGUUGGUUAUAAACUCAGAUAUUAUUUGCUUUGUUUGUGAUCAUUUAUUAGAUGGUAUUUCCACUUUGAAUUUCUUUACUCAAUUUUUAAGUCGUUUGAAUUCGUAUCAUGACCAAAUCCUCCAGGGUCAAUUCACUUUACAAGACGAUUCCAAGAUUCCACAAAAUAUUUUUGAAUUUAAUAGAGAUUUCAAACAAUUAGCUAAAAUUCCAAAAUCAUUAGACCAAAUUGUCAACAUUGAACCUCCAGCUGGAUAUAAAAGUUCAAUGACUCCCCCAUCAAAUCAUCAAAUCUUUAAAUUCAACAACGUUCUAAAUAACUAUGAGUAUAAAUCAUAUAUUAAAUUACUUCGUUUAACUUCGGCUCAAUCCAGAAACUUAAACUCGACCUUAAAAUCAAAAAAACUUAAAAUGGCUUCUUUUAUUCAAGUCGCUUUCUUAAUUGCAAUCUCAUCUUAUCUAAUUGAGAACACAGACGAAAAUCUACAAAAGAAUUUAUUAUAUGAUUUUGCCAUUCCACUAAACCUCAGACCCUAUGCAUCAGAUUCCAAAAAUUGGAAACCGGAAAUCUCUCAACCUGAAAAUGUCUUGUAUGGUUGUUAUGUUUCUUUAGUUCAAUUUGUCUUGAAAUUCAAUGAUUAUCAUAACUUAAAAGACUCGCUUUGGGAUUUUGUUUCUUUUAUCGAUAAAUUACGCUCUCAAAUCAUCAAUGAUCAGUUCUUAAAUAGUAUUUAUAAUAUUGGCUGGAGAAAAUCAAAUGACAUAAAAACAAGUUUCUUGGAAAAAAUCCUAUCUUCAUCAAUUGGAAAGCCCAGAACUCACUCUGUUAGAUUAUCAAACCUAGGCUUCUAUAAAAUGAACACAAAUCCUGAUUCUUAUUAUAAAAUUAUUGAUCUCGUUAACAGCGCAAACAUCAGUGCAAAUUCGGAUACAUCUCUAAUCAACACAAUAUCAACAGAAAAUGGCAUGAACAUGAGUGUUCACUUCCUUGCUGGCUUAUUAAACACUGACCCAACAGAAGAUAAAAAAGAAUUUGAUAUAAUUAUUCUGAAGUUUUAUUAUAUUAUUCUUAAUCUCAACCUUGAUUAUGACUAAUAACAAAACCUGGCUUUUUCUACCAGUUUUAUGGAUGAUCCUGCUUUAUUUGUGUAAUUUUUUUUUUUUUUCAUUUAUACUAACAGUGGUUGUAUUACUACCACUUUCUCUCUUUUAUAUAAUGCUAUCCAGUAAAUAAUCU
This is a messenger RNA of Ascoidea rubescens DSM 1968, 1836 nucleotides long. RefSeq lists its product as uncharacterized. Gene Ontology annotation, molecular function: N-acetyltransferase activity. Lineage: Eukaryota; Fungi; Ascomycota; Saccharomycetes; Ascoideales; Ascoideaceae. The transcript has a single exon. The record is from RefSeq and is a predicted model, not a curated record. Bases 216 to 1694 code for a protein of 492 amino acids.